UAUGCCAUGGGUCCUAUUCUUGAAAAAAAAACAAAAGUAAGCAAUCUUCUGCUAUAGAAGAAAAAAUCUUUUUCACUAGUGAACAACUUGUGAUGAUGAGUGUUUUUAAAGAUGAAUCAUUAUCCUCGCUUUCUUAUUUGUGGUUUUACAUUUUAUCUGAAAUGGUCAUAUGACCUAACCUCUUUGGAUGAUGAAUGUUUAUGCCAUCGGCCAUGGGCAAGUACUGCAAAUGCUCUUUUUUUCUCCACAAAAGGAAUUAUUGAUAAUAAAAUGGCAAUUAUUGGAGGUGAGCAAUUAUGCCAGGGAAAAGACGUCUUUGAAAGGAUGAAUUAUCUCUUCCAAGCUGGUCAGUUGCUAUCCAAGAAGGAUCAUGUUGCUGCUUCAUUGUGUGGAAAUAUCAUGGUCAGCUGUGCAAAACGAUCUGUUCUCAGAAUGGAACCCGACGUCAAACGAAGCAUCUGCAAAAGUUGUCAGAUCCCUCUUAUACCUGGUGAAUCAGCCAAAGUAAGAUUAAUAUCGAAACCAGUGAAGGCUGUAAAAUGGACAUGUCUCCUUUGCAAAACUACUAGAACAAUUCCAACGAAACGAGGAUAUAAAUUAUGGAUUAAACAAUCACAAUCCGUAAUUAAAACUUUUGAUUACACUUCAAAACCUAUGGAAAUUAUCGACAAAGAUGAUGUGAAGAAAGUUGAAGAAUCUAUAGGAUCAAUUAAAGAGGAGGUAAACAUUUGUGAUGGAGCAACUUCUUCACACUAAAACUUGGUCAUUUAAAUACUGAGGUAUUUCCAAAUAAAUGUACUUCAAUUAUUGCGUACGAAUAUUUUUAUAAUAAUCGCUUACAUAAAAUAUGUUACAGUAUUACAAUCAAUAUUGUAAUCAAUAAACAGAUAAUAAUUUUUCCUAA
Molecule: messenger RNA, 904 nt
Organism: Diachasma alloeum
Lineage: Eukaryota; Metazoa; Arthropoda; Insecta; Hymenoptera; Braconidae
Gene: Rpp21
Product: ribonuclease P protein subunit p21
Exons: 2
Coding region: 112-756 (214 amino acids)
Biological process (GO): tRNA processing
Cellular component (GO): nucleolar ribonuclease P complex
Source: RefSeq, a predicted model, not a curated record